GGUGGUCGGCUAUCGCAGCGGGAGGAGGAUGGAGGGUGGGCCUCAGUUGGUGACCCCCGACCCCCAGCCCGCCGGGAAGGAGCCGCACCGGGCGGGACUGCCGCGGGACCCGGGGGAUGCAGGUAACUGGCUAGCGCCAAAACCUCCUGGAAGUCUUAAACCAGUUUGUAUUCAUCUGUUUGCUCUGGUCAUCACACUUCUGGUCUUCUUGGUGAUUGCUCUGUCCUGCGUCUUAGCAAUGGAAAGAGCCAAGCCUCUCCCAGAAGUCCCUGUACCUGCUCCUUGCCCAGAUGACUGGAUUGGAUUCCGGGGGAAAUGUUACUAUUUUUCUGAUGACACAAGGAACUGGACAUCUAGCCAGAAUUUCUGUACCUCCUAUGAUGCAGCUCUCGCUGUGAUUGACACUAAGCAGGAAAUGGACUUGUUGAUGCGACACAAAGGCCCCUCUGACCACUGGAUUGGGCUGAGCAGGGAAUCGGGCCAGGACUGGAAGUGGACAAAUGGCAUCAUGUUCACUGGCUGGUUUACAGUUAAAGGAAAUGGAGAAUGUGCUUAUCUGAACAAUAACAGAGUUAGCAGUGCCAGAAACUACACAGACAGAAGGUGGAUUUGUAGCAAAGCUGACUUUUAUGCCAGGGUCCAUUUCCCUCCUCCCCCCUAAAGCCACAUGGCUGUAAGACAGUGGCUCGGACCACAAGGCAGAGAUCAACGGACUGUUAGAGGAGUGACUAAGAGUGAUGCUCAGCAUGUGGACUGCACAUACUCUGCCUGGACCGGUCGUUGUUUGGUGAGCCCACAACAAGGUGCCUUAUUAGUGACUGUUUGUGAUCCCUUUUCCUCUGCUCCUCCUUCCCCCACUC
Messenger RNA from Tachyglossus aculeatus (Australian echidna), 860 nucleotides. RefSeq names its product C-type lectin domain family 2 member D-like. Bases 29 to 661 code for a protein of 210 amino acids. The transcript has 6 exons. The record is from RefSeq and is a predicted model, not a curated record. Lineage: Eukaryota; Metazoa; Chordata; Mammalia; Monotremata; Tachyglossidae.